Camelus dromedarius (Arabian camel) is the source of this 4439-nucleotide messenger RNA. It is a transcript of the gene TBC1D1, whose product is annotated as TBC1 domain family member 1. Lineage: Eukaryota; Metazoa; Chordata; Mammalia; Artiodactyla; Camelidae. The coding region runs from base 312 to 4142 and encodes 1276 amino acids. The transcript has 22 exons. The record is from RefSeq and is a predicted model, not a curated record.
CCGCCGCCGUCCCCGCGCCCUGGUGCCUGUUGCUGCCGCCGCCGCCGCGGGAUCCGCCGUGUCCUCGGCUGGGUGGAGGAGAGGCGGGAGCCCUCUCGGCUCCCCGCGGCGGGAAAAGCGCAGCCGGCCCGGCACGAUGCGGGCCCCGCCCGCCCAGGCCUUCCCCGGGCUGCCCCCGAGCACCUGCGCGCCCCGGCCGGGCCCCGCACUCUGAGCGCGCCGCGAUACAGGAUUCUGCAUCAGAAGCAUGUAAAAUAGAUAGCUUGGUCUAGAAUAGAAAACAGUGGCAGCGUUUGGCCGAGUUUCCCAACAUGGAACCGAUAACGUUCACAGCGAGGAAACAUCUGUUUCCUACUGAUGCCUCGGUGGACUUCGGCCUCCAGCUGGUGGGCUCCCUGGCGGUGCACUCUCUGACCACCAUGCCCAUGCUGCCUUGGGUCGUGGCGGAGGUGCGGAGGCUCAGCGGGCAGUCCUCCAGAAAGGAGCCUGGUACCAAGCAAGUCCGCCUUGCUGUUUCGCCCUCUGGACUGAGAUGUGAGCCUGAGCCGGGGAAGAGUCAACAGUGGGACCCGCUGAUCUGCUCCAGCAUCUUCGAGUGUAAGCCUCAGCACGUUCACAAACUGAUCCAUAACAGUCACGACCCAAGUUAUUUUGCUUGUCUGAUUAAAGACAAGGCAGCCCAUCAGCAGAGUAUCUGCUACGUGUUCAAAGCCGACGAUCAAACAAAAGUGCCUGAGAUCAUCAGCUCCAUCCGACAGGCCGGGAAGAUCGCCCGCCAGGAGGAGCUCCGUUGCCCGUCGGAGUUUGAUGACACCUUCGCCAAGAAGUUCGAGGUGCUGUUCUGCGGCCGCGUGGCGGUGGCGCACCGGAAGGCCCCGCCCGCCCUGAUCGACGAAUGCAUCGAGGGCUUCAGUCACGUCUGCGGCAGCUCCCGGGGCUGGGAGACUGCGCCCCCCGCCCCCGCCCCCGCCGGAGGCUUUUCCUUGUCGGAUAAAUUCCUGUCUGUGCUGCAGCCGGCUGCUGAUGCCGAGCAGGGCCCGCGGCCGAUGCGCAAGUCCUUCUCCCAGCCAGGGCUGCGCUCCCUGGCCUUCAGGAAGGAGUUUCAAGAUGCAAGCCUGCGAAGUAGUAGUUUUUUCAGCUCUUUUGAGGAAAACGACAUUGAGAACCACCUAAUUAGUGGACACAAUAUUGUGCAGCCGACAGAUAUUGAGGAAAAUCGAACUAUGCUCUUCACGAUUGGUCAAUCGGAAGUUUACCUCAUCAGUCCUGACACCAAAAAAAUAGCGUUGGAGAAAAAUUUUAAGGAGAUAUCCUUUUGCUCUCAGGGUAUUAGGCACGUGGACCACUUUGGGUUUAUCUGCCGAGAGUCUUCAGGAGGUGGAGGCUUUCAUUUCGUCUGUUACGUGUUUCAGUGCACAAACGAGGCUCUGGUUGAUGAAAUCAUGAUGACUCUGAAGCAGGCCUUCACGGUGGCUGCGGUGCAGCGGACGGCCAGGGCGCCGGCCCAGCUGUGUGAGGGCUGCCCCCUGCAGGGUCUGCACAAGCUCUGUGAGCGGAUCGAGGGAAUGAAUUCUUCCAAAACCAAACUAGAACUCCAGAAGCACCUGACAACGUUAACGAAUCAGGAGCAAGCGACAAUUUUUGAAGAGGUUCAGAAAUUGAGACCAAGAAAUGAGCAGCGAGAGAAUGAAUUGAUUAUUUCUUUCUUGAGAUGUUUAUAUGAAGAGAAACAAAAAGUUCAUGUCCAUGUUGGGGAGGUAAAGCAGACAUCACAGAUUGUGGCAGAGAAUAUUGGAAGUGAAUUGCCAUCUAGUGCCACUCGAUUUAGGCUAGAUAUGCUGAAGAACAAAGCAAAGAAAUCUUUAACAGAGUCUUUAGAAAGUAUUUUGUCCCGGGGUAAUAAAGCCAAAGGCCUGCAGGAGCACUCCGCCAAUCUGGACUUGGACAGCUCGGCGUCUAGCACGUUAAGUAACACCAGCAAGGAGCCGUCUGUGUGUGAGAAGGAGGCCUUGCCGAUCUCCGAGAGCUCCUUCAGGCUCCUCGGCUCCUCGGAUGACCUGUCCAGUGACUCGGAGGACCACCCCGCGGAAGAGCUCGCCCCGCUGUCACCUCAGCGGGGCUUCAGAAGGCGUGCCAACACCCUGAGCCACGUCCCAGUGGAGUGCCAGGAGCCCCCGGAGCCUGCCAAGGGGUCCCCAGGGGUCUCGCAGAGGAAACUUGUGAGGUAUCACUCAGUGAGCACAGAGACGCCUCAUGAACGGAAUGGGAAUCAUCCACCUGUUGGCGAGUCUAAAAGUCGCUCAGGUCAGUCUUCAGCUCCUGCUCCUCCACCUCGUCUUAACCCCUCUGCCUCCUCGCCCAAUUUCUUUAAGUACCUCAAACAUAACUCCAGUGGAGAACAGAGUGGGAAUGCGGUGCCCAAGAGCAUCUCCUACCGUAAUGCCCUGCGGAAAAAACUUCAUUCUUCUUCCUCUGUGCCAAAUUUUCUAAAAUUUCUGGCUCCUGUAGAUGAAAAUAACACCUCUGACUUUAUGAACACAAAAAGGGACUUUGAGUCUAAAGACAACCAUCUCAGUGACGCCAGUGGGACCCCUGUGAAGACACGGAGACACUCGUGGAGGCAGCAGAUCUUCCUUCGCGUGGCCACCCCACAGAAAGCGUGCGAGUCUCCCGGCAGAUAUGAAGAUUAUUCAGAGCUGGGAGAGCUUCCCCCACGAUCUCCUCUUGAGCCAGUUUGUGAAGAUGGACCCUUUGGCCCCGUCCCAGAAGAAAAGAAAAGGACGUCUCGUGAACUCCGAGAGCUGUGGCAAAAGGCCAUUCUGCAACAGAUAUUGCUCCUCAGGAUGGAGAAGGAAAAUCAGAAGCUGCAAGCCUCUGAAAAUGAUUUGCUGAACAAGCGCCUGAAGCUUGAUUAUGAAGAAAUCACUCCUUGUCUUAAAGAAGUAACUACAGUAUGGGAAAAGAUGCUUGCCACUCCAGGAAGAUCGAAAAUCAAGUUUGACAUGGAAAAAAUGCACUCGGCUGUUGGGCAAGGUGUGCCACGGCAUCACCGGGGUGAAAUCUGGAAAUUCCUCGCGGAGCAACACCACCUGAAGCACCAGUUUCCCAGCAAACAGCAGCCGAAGGACACACCAUACAAAGAGCUCUUAAAACAGCUCACCUCCCAGCAGCACGCGAUUCUCAUCGACCUCGGGAGAACUUUUCCAACCCAUCCGUACUUCUCCGCCCAGCUGGGUGCGGGGCAGCUGUCACUCUACAACAUUUUGAAGGCCUACUCGCUUCUAGACCAGGAAGUGGGCUACUGCCAAGGUCUCAGCUUCGUGGCAGGCAUCUUGCUGCUUCAUAUGGGCGAAGAAGAAGCGUUUAACAUGCUCAAGUUCCUGAUGUUUGACAUGGGACUGCGGAAGCAGUAUCGGCCGGACAUGAUUAUUUUACAGAUCCAGAUGUACCAGCUCUCCAGGCUCCUCCACGAUUACCACCGAGACCUCUACAACCACCUGGAGGAGCACGAGAUCGGCCCCAGCUUGUACGCCGCGCCCUGGUUCCUCACUGUGUUUGCCUCCCAGUUCCCGCUGGGAUUCGUGGCCAGAGUCUUCGAUAUGAUCUUUCUUCAGGGAUCAGAGGUCAUAUUUAAAGUGGCUUUAAGUCUGUUGGGAAGUCAUAAGCCCUUGAUUCUGCAGCACGAAAACCUAGAAACCAUAGUUGACUUUAUUAAAAGCACACUCCCCAACCUGGGCUUGGUGCAGAUGGAAAAGACCAUCAGUCAGGUGUUUGAGAUGGACAUCUCAAAACAGCUACAAGCUUACGAAGUUGAGUACCAUGUGCUUCAAGAAGAACUUAUCGAUUCCUCUCCUCUCAGUGACAACCAAAGAAUGGACAAAUUAGAGAAAACCAACAGCAGCUUACGCAAACAGAACCUUGACCUCCUGGAACAACUGCAGGUGGCGAAUGGGAGGAUCCAAAGCCUCGAAGCCACCAUUGAGAGGCUCCUGACCAGUGAGAGCAAGCUGAAGCAGGCCACCCUGGCCUUAGAGCUGGAGCGGUCGGCCCUGCUGCAGACGGUGGCGCAGCUCCAGGGGCAGAUGGCGGAGCUGAGCGGCCCGGAGCCUGAGCACGCACCGCCCGAGCCCGUGGGCGACUGACCGUCAUCGCCCAGCUCCGUGGGAGACGUGGCCGCCACCCGAACACUGUCCAGGCCUUAACUGAGAGAGACGGACGGAAGACGCUGGAGGGAGAGAGCGGAGCGUGGCGCGUGCUUCUCAGGGAGGACGCUGGCUUGCCGGCAUCCAGAGUCUUCUGGGCUGAGACUUGCGGCACCUGGGCAAAUGCCCCGGUGUUCUUGUUGUUGUUUAGGUUCUGAUUCGUCCCUUCUCCAGUCCUGAUUUCUGUACUCGGUAGAUUUAGAUGGCGUGGACACCAAUAAAUGCACCUUUAUGUUC